AUGCGUUUCUCCUUGAUCUCGUCUGUCCUUGCCUUGUCGGCUGUUGCUCUUGCACAGACCACUAGCGGAGAGGACUCGCAGACCAUCUCUCUUGACGACCCCGUCCUUCCAUCAACCGGGUCGGUGGCCGUGCCAUCAGAGACUCCUGCCGACCCAGCCACCGAUACUGGCAGCGCCUCCAUUCUCCCAGUCCCACCAACUGUCACCAUCUCGACAGAUGGCCCCAUCGGCACUGCCCCAGGCGGCACUGGCAGCAGCUCCAUGCCCGGAAACGGCACCUCGACCUUCCAAACCGAAACCGAGAGCCGUACCGUCAGCGCGCCAACUGGUACCGCCACCACGACUUCCUCUGAGGGCUUUGCCGCUCCAACCAACGGCCCGCAGGCUGUUGGCCUCGGGCUUGGCCUCGGUGCUCUCAUCGCCGCUUUCCUUUAA
Uncinocarpus reesii 1704 is the source of this 435-nucleotide messenger RNA. RefSeq lists its product as uncharacterized. Bases 1 to 435 code for a protein of 144 amino acids. The transcript is spliced from 2 exons. The record is from RefSeq and is a predicted model, not a curated record. NCBI's taxonomy places the organism in Eukaryota, Fungi, Ascomycota, Eurotiomycetes, Onygenales, Onygenaceae.